AUCACUACAUAAGCUACAUAUCUUAAACUGCCAUGGCUAUGCUAAUAACCACCUCUCCCCCAGGGCACUAAUUGUACCUAUUAGAGGCUUAAUUCAUAUGUAGAUAUGUUUCCAAUGCAAACACUUCAACAUGUACAAACUGUGGAAAAUUGUCUCGACUAAAUACUGGUUAACACCAAAACGAGCGGGUUAUGACUUAGGCCAUGCUAUAAAGAUGGAAGUGAUCAACAUAGAUGAGGGCCGCUAUGAGCAGAGAGACCUUUUACCAAGCAGUAGCGGUUCAAACAGCUCUAGCAUUACCGAAAGCAACUACAGCAGUGAGCAAUCAAGCGAUGACCUGGACAAGUCAGAUGAAGAAGACUUGAGAGAAGACCUACAGAAAACUAUUAGAGAAUGCUACAAAUCUGAUUUAAACUUCACAUCACAAUCUAAAAACAUCACAAAUGACGAAGAGUUCCAAGCUACAGCGCUAUGUCAAUUUAUGGAUAUAUUGAAUGACUUAGAUGAAGUUUUAGACAAAUCUCUGCUUGCAUGUCUUGACGAUGGAGCUAAAAAUUAUGAUAGCGAUGAAGGAGACCUUAUUUGUAAGAUUAAAGAGUGCAUUGGGGAUGCUGGACAUUCCGACGAUGCACACUGUUCCAUUGAUGAUAAUGCUCAAGUAGUAACUGCAAGUAUACCUAACCAAGAAGUAAUUUCUAACAUUCCUGAAAGACCUAUUGCGCUCGGUCGCUCUAAAAGCUUUACAGAACUGUCUGGGAAUCAUAGAGAAGUCCCAUUAGAACGUGCAGACACGACAAAUGACAACUUAAGAAGUUCAAUGCGUCGUCUCGACCCAAUAGUACUGCCAGCUAUAUCGGCUGAGGAAUCUGAACCGUUAACAUUACCUGUGAUCUUAUUUUUGGAGCAUCAUGUGAAUUUGAGGCCGACCAGUGCUCCGAUACAGUUACAAGUGACAGCGGCUAAUUUAAGCAGUGACGGGGCUUCAGGGCCUUUGAUAGUUGGUCGUAGGGCUUUGCUUAUGAACCGGGCUUUAAGUCUGCCGUCGCCGGGAGAUAGUGAUGUUACUGGGGACUGGGCGGGGAGGAGCGCGAGGAGUACGGCGCGGAGCUCGAGCUCUUCGAGUGACUCUAGUGAGAGCUUGACCGGGGUCACUGCUGCGGAACAAACUGCUAUUGGUGCCACUGAAGAGAGAAACGAAGAGACUGAAGAGCCGCCGUUCGGCGUGUGGCCACACCGCAUGAGCGCCAUGCUAGCUUGCCUGAGCUGUACCGUCGGCAUAUUCAAUAUCUCCCGCUUCGCAAUAUUCAGCGUCCAUUUCGGAGCUAACUUUAUCAUACAGUUUCUGAUACUGUCACUUUUAAUCGGUAUACCACUAUUCACUCUCCACCUCUGCCUCGGCCAAGUCCUGGAGUCAGGCCCCGUAGACAUGUGGAGGAUAUCACCCAUUUUCCAAGGAGUCGGAGUCUCCAUGCUUAUAAUGCAGACUGUGACGGGCAUAUACAGUAUUAUAGGACUGUCCUGGAUUUUCGUGUACUUCAGAGACUCGUUUAUAACCGCGAAUGAUAGAUAUAAAUGGGCGUUGCCACAUGAGUUUAAUUUUGAAGAUUCCGGAGGAAAAAACGCUAGUUUCAAAAUCCAAGACACAUUACCGCAAUACUUCCAUGCAGAGGUUUUACAAAAGAACCCAGGUUCCAGCGGUCUGGGGACGAUCAAGUUCCAAGUGGCGUUUAACCUGGCUGUCGUUUGGAUGAUUGUGUUCGUGGCGCUUAGUAAAGGACUGCGGUCUUAUGGCAAGGCAGUCUACAUGCUCAUAUUCCUACCAAUGUGCGGCACGCUGGUCCUCUGCACUAAGUUACUGACGCUCAUUCCUUACGACUCUGUUACCAAUAUCUUCUCCGAGACCGACUGGAGUGAAUUCUUCAAAAACGGCCAUAGUUGGACCGCAGCCGCCCAAGAAACCUUCCUAACCUGGGGCCUCCUCGGCGCCUGCGUGAUGCAGCUAACCUCCCACAAGAACGCCAAGACAAAAAGCAGCAAAGUGCUGCAGAAAGAGAGCGCGUGUAUAGUGGCCUUUACGUUCGCCGUGCUACUACUAGCUUCGUUCCUGGCUAAUACGUGCGUGCAGAUACUGAAGAACUAUGGAUAUGCGUAUAUACCGGGGAGCUAUGAAACCGUCGAGUCCACUCAAUUCCUCUGGCCCACCUCUGAACCUCUGCCCGGCAAGGUCGUGUCCUUACCCGUUCGCAACCGCGGUCACUACGCCAGUCUAGUCGGAGUCACUGUAUGGAAGACGGACAACACAGCGAAGCUGACGCUGAGUGGUUGGCAGCCAUUGCAGUUGGCCACGCAAAUUGUACCUGCGACUUUAGCUGUUUUACCAGCGAAUGUGCUCUCACCAGCCUGGGCGGUCAUCUUCUACUUCAUACUCAUCAUGUUCGGAAUAGCGCAGCAACUCGCCAUAUGGCACUGCGUGAUAACCGGCAUCAUGGCUAUCAACGCAUCAGCUUUAAAAGUUUGGGAGACGACCAUCACUUUCCUUAGCUGUGUGGUCGGACUUGCCGUUGGACUUGUGUUCACUACUGACGCGGGUGUCCGUCUGGUCCACUUCAUAGACUACGUGUGGGUCGGUUCGUGGGUGACGUGCGCCGUCCAGGUGGCCCUGACGGUGGGCGUGUUCGUGGUCCGCGGGCGGCCGUACUCCGCCGACAAGGUGGUCACCGCGCUGUACUCCGCGCGUACCAGGACCGAGACCGCUCUGGCCACCUUACUAAGCUUCACUUGGACCGUGGCUUUGCCCGUUCUUCUUUGUGCUCUCAGUGUUAUGGACUUCCGAUGCGGGCAGCAGCGGCAGCUCUACAGCUGGAGGAAACCCGCGGGGUACUGGCCAGUGUGGGCUCGACAGACAGCGGUGGCUUUACAACAAGGAGCUCUACUCUGUGUUCCUGCCGCUGCCUUCGUGCAGACAUGGAGAUAUAUGAGCAAAGGACCGCCUGAUAUUUUAGACGAAUAUGAAGAGUAUAGGAGUGCGAAUAGUGAAUGCUUGGAGGAGCUGCGUAUCCAGAACCUGUACCGUCCGUCUCUCGGCGCCGGAGCAGGCCCGGGCUCCCCCUCCCCGCGCCCCGCGCGCGCCCCGGCCCCCGCGCCCGACCCGCCGCCCAAGUACACGCCGCCGCCCUCCUACUCCACCGCCACCGGCGCGAGGCUGCUCAACACCAUACGCCGCAGCUUCCGCACAUUACGCAGAAUAACCUCCGCCCGCGCGCCAUCCCCCUCACACGACGCGACCGCCCCCAUCACCCUGAGCGAGACGGUCGACCGCGCCUCCCCCCCGCACUACACCCCGCCCACCAUCACUGUCUCACACGAGGCCCACUCUUCCAACUCGCUCUCUCUAACCAGAGACUACCUCCGACGAUCCUUCGUCAGAAAAAGCGACUCGGCCAAAAGUAUACGAUCGAGUUUAAGAAGGAGUUUCAAGUACGGCGGAGGGUUAACCACAAGUCAUGAGCAUUUGGUAAGGGAUGCAGAACCGAUCUCUAAUACAGUGGCUAUGUCCGCUAUGUUGGAGGCAGACGAUCCACCGAAUGUCACUCGCAGCUUGGCAUCUGUUAUAUAAGAACACGUAUGUCUCUGUAUAUUAAAAUGGCUCAAGUUCAAGCUAACUGGUAAUACAAUUUAUGAUGAAAUCGACGAGUCAUGAGCAUUUGGUAAGAGAUGCAGAGCCAAUCUCUAAUACAGUGGCUAUGUCCGCCAUGUUGGAGGCAGACAAUCCGCCGAAUGUCACUCGCAGCUUGGCAUCUGUUA
Cydia splendana is the source of this 3804-nucleotide messenger RNA. It is a transcript of the gene bdg, whose product is annotated as sodium-dependent transporter bedraggled. The coding region runs from base 131 to 3616 and encodes 1161 amino acids. NCBI's taxonomy places the organism in Eukaryota, Metazoa, Arthropoda, Insecta, Lepidoptera, Tortricidae. Gene Ontology annotation, cellular component: plasma membrane. Gene Ontology annotation, biological process: sodium ion transmembrane transport. The transcript has 15 exons. The record is from RefSeq and is a predicted model, not a curated record.